UAAAAACUCGCGAGAUGCCGCCAUUUUGCCGCGAAAUUCAGUGCUCUGGCUUGGGAAAGUCACAACUUCCCGAAAUCAUAAAUUUUCUACCGUUUUCUGUGUUUCUGUGAACAGAUUGAGUGUCUUGAGGGUCAUUCUAUCUUCAUAACUUUCUCAAGAUCACACAGGACCUUUGGGGCAGCAGAGUGAGCGCCAUAGAGAGAGAAAUCGGCAAAAAAACAAAGACCCUCAUCAGUAUGGCGGUGAGCGCGGCCCACUUCCGUAACCUGGACGUUUCUCUGAACAGUCUGAAGGAAUACAGUAAAAAAUAUGUCCUGACCGGGAUGGAGUUUGCCUCUGAGGUUGCGCUGGAUGUGCAGGAGAUGUCUGCCAAUGAGGAGCAGGUACAGCAGCUGGAAGACGUGAUGGUGGAGUACGCGGCGAUGGAACGAGACCUGAACCAGUUUGUACUGGCUGUGGAGACUGUCAAACAACAGGUGAAAGAUGGGGAGCUGUCCGACCGUGUAGCUGUGGAGAAGGCUCUGAGUGAACAGCUGGAGGCUGGACAGCAAGGGAACAGCAAGGAACAGCUGCUACAGCAUGAGAUGAUCGCUGGGCUACAGGAGAAACUUCGGGAACUCAAGGGUGAAGAAGAAUCGGAGCCCUCCCCUCAGCCAGGCGGGUCCCAGGCGGGAGGCGACGAUGAUGAUGACCUUGAGAUCGAGAUGACCCAGACAGAGGUCAACAUGAAGUGCCCUUUGACCCAGCAGGAGUUCAAGGAACCCGUGAAGAACAAGAAGUGCGGGCACGUGUACGACAAGGGUCCCAUCCUACAGCACAUACGCAGGAAGAGGGGAGUCAAGGGCGGGGUCAAAUGUCCCGUUGGAGCGUGUGCGAAUAACGACCCCGUCACGGAGCAAGACUUGGAAGACGAUGUGGAGAUGAGAAAAAAGAUCCAGAAGAAGAACAGACAGGCAGGGAGGAAGGAUGCACGCAACAGGGACAUGCCCUUCUAGAGUUUAUUUUGUCAUUCUAAACAAAAAGAGACAGAAAAAGAAACUGUGAGACAAAAAAAUCAAAGUUUGACAAAACGAUACAAUGGUACAAAAGAUCCAGAAAAAGGACAGAUAGGCAGGGAGGAAGGAUGCACGGAACAGAGACAUGCCCUUCUAGAGUUGGCCUUGUCUAUCUUGGUUUUAUUUUUUUUCAUUCUAGACAAAAAGAGACAGAAAAAGAAAGUUUGAGACCAAAAAAGUCAAAGUUUUACAAAACGAUACCUAGGUUCUCACCAGGAUUUUUUCACAGCAUAUGGCAAGCGUUGCAAGCAUGAGUUUUGUAGGGGUUUAGAGGAAUCUUUCCCCUGAAAAUUUUUUAGAUUUGUAAGCCUCAGAAAUGCUAUUUCCUGCUUUUUGAGGGCCAAGUUUGAUUAACGCCAACCUUUGUUACAAGACAACAGAAAAGCCCCCUAAUGGGCCUAUACUGGUUGAAGCACAGCAUACGGGCCCAACAGCAUAGGGGAUACAAAUCACAGCGUGUGCUCAAUUGCACUGGCGAGAACCCUAGGUACAUUGUACAUGUAACAGACACUUCUUACUAAAAUACAUGCAUACAUCUACAAACAUGUUCAAGAAAUGUAGGACUGUGAGUACAGGACAAGAAGCUAUACAGACUAUGUUAUGUAAAAAGCUAUGAAAUAUAAAGACAUAACGACACUCUACUGUAACAGUUAUUUAUUGUCAACAUGCAAGAAUGUUGUACAGUUUUAUACAAAAGUCUGUAUUCUUCAUUAUUGAUGAAAGUCAAGUUUAUAUUGUGGGAUCACAAGAGUCAAGCUUGUUUAGGCAGAAGACUUUUGAUAGCGAUGGUCACAACAACAGUGUAAAAACAAAUUGUAAAGAACAAGUUCAUAGCCAGAUAAUAAAACAUAAGUAAGUAGAAAGGGUAUUUACGUUUUUAGUUGAGUAGAAAUUGUUCUUUAGCAUAAAGAUGUUCGACUGUAGAGUAGACACUACCCAUAAGGUAGUUGUUGUUUUUUCCUUCUGUUUUUAGUUCAAUUUCUGUUUAUUUGCUUAACCAGAUAAAGUAUCUAUCUGAAACCUUGUACAUUUUUGUAUUAGAUGUUUUCUUAGGCUUAUGUACAUUCCAUUAAACAUACAGCAUUGAAAA
This is a messenger RNA of Branchiostoma floridae (Florida lancelet), 2145 nucleotides long. RefSeq names its product E3 SUMO-protein ligase NSE2-like. The transcript has 6 exons. Gene Ontology annotation, biological process: protein sumoylation; double-strand break repair via homologous recombination. Lineage: Eukaryota; Metazoa; Chordata; Leptocardii; Amphioxiformes; Branchiostomatidae. The record is from RefSeq and is a predicted model, not a curated record. Bases 237 to 995 code for a protein of 252 amino acids. Gene Ontology annotation, molecular function: SUMO ligase activity; zinc ion binding. Gene Ontology annotation, cellular component: Smc5-Smc6 complex; nucleus.